This is a messenger RNA of Drosophila biarmipes, 1775 nucleotides long. It is a transcript of the gene nudE, whose product is annotated as nuclear distribution protein nudE homolog. Gene Ontology annotation, cellular component: centrosome; kinesin complex; kinetochore. NCBI's taxonomy places the organism in Eukaryota, Metazoa, Arthropoda, Insecta, Diptera, Drosophilidae. Gene Ontology annotation, molecular function: microtubule binding. The record is from RefSeq and is a predicted model, not a curated record. Gene Ontology annotation, biological process: chromosome segregation; establishment of mitotic spindle orientation; microtubule nucleation. The transcript is spliced from 6 exons. Bases 64 to 1053 code for a protein of 329 amino acids.
CAGUUUGACCACCGAUUAGUACACAAAUCAAAAAGUCAGCAGUCAAGUUUUCUCAAGAGAAAAAUGGAGUCGCCACCCAUGUUCAACAGUGUGGAGGAUGAGUGCAGAUAUUGGAAGGAACGAUCCAAGCAGUACCACAAAGAGUGGACAGAUGUGAAACAGGAAUACGACGAGUUCGUGGAGCAGUCACGCGAAAUGGAAAUCGAAAUGGACGCCACUCUGGACCAGAAGCAGAGUAUAAUCAAAGAUCUCACAGCCAAGCUCACAAUGCUUGAGCGGGAAAACGAGUCCCUCAAGCUCAAGUUGGACUCGCAUGGCAUUGAAAUGUCAAACAUGGAGAAGCAGCUGGAAACAGUGAAGAAGGAUCGGGACACCAUGAAGGUGUAUCUGCGGCAGCUGGAGCAGAAGAACGACGAUCUGGAGCGUGCCCACCGCAUACUGAACGAAAGCAUAGAGAACUUCGAGAAGAUGCUGGAUCAGGCCUACGAGAAGAACGCCCUCCUCGAGCUGGAAGUGGAUGAGAAGGGUCUGCUGCAAGAGAAGCUGCAGCGGCUGAUGGAUGAGACGAGAGAUCUCAAGCAGGAGCUGAAUGUGAAGUCACGCUUUACCCCAGUGGUCAAUGGAACGAGCAUUCCCACGGCCACCGACACCACCAACACGGUGAACAGCUCGAUGAACUCGUCCGCCUCGCUGCCAAACGGCAUUGUGGCCAACGGCGAACUAGCGAAUCACGACAAUACCGUCACCACAAGAGCCACCAGCAUCAGCGUGAACGCCCUCAAUGGCAGUUUAGUUAAUAGAAACGAAUAUAGCCAGCAGCAUUCGCUUAAAAAUCCCGAGAACCAAAUCAAUGGCAAUUCUAUGAACCCCAGCUCCCGCACAACGGCGCUCAACAUUGUGGCCGACAUGUUAAGAAAACUAAACGCCAUGGAGACGAAGCUAAAGACGUACCGCGAGAAUGGCCAGCCCAUGCCCCAGCGACAUCGCUCUGCCCAGCAGUCCACCCACCCGGCGCUGGCCGGCCUGCCUUGCCUCUCGCUGGAUGCCGAGUGAUGGGGAUCACAGCCUGCUCAGACUCAGACUCAGCCUCACCUGCAUCCUCAAAUGCAACCCCCACCCAAAUCACCAAUGAUGGGUUACUGUUCAGUUGGCUUUACGUUUACGUUACGUUACUUUAAUGUUACUGCUAGCAUUAAUUUAGCUUCUGCUGCCUCUUUAUUUAUUUGACCCGACUUGACUUUGUAUAAACCAUUUGCGAUAUUAUCAAUUACACAACAACAGUUGAUGUUGUCGUUUCGAGCCCAACAUGUAACAUGCCUUAGUACGAAUUAAGAGUAUAAAACCUAAGCUAAGUCCCCCAACUCGGUUCACACUUCGACUUCAAUUGUUAACAGCAACGCGAUCGUUUAUUUUGGCAUACAAUGUGUUUAGCGAGUAAGUUUAAAAGAUGAUCACUACCCGGCAAAAAACAAGCGAAGAAGCUCUGUCCAAGUAUUAUACUUAAAGCGGACAACAAAUACUCGUAGCGUUUAGGAAAAAAGACAAGAUCUAAACCGAAAAAUACAACCGAUCACCUAGUUUAUACUGAAACUAUCCCAAGAGCUAUUUUUCUGUUUAUAUUUACGAGCGAAUAUAAAUUUGUAAAAAACAAAAGGCAAAAAUAUUGUUAACGGCAAACUGUAUAAAGCAUAAAACAAGAAUCCAACGAACAGGCAAGAAAAUAUCUGUAUAUGUAUAUGAAUAAAGAGCAACAUAAUUAGUUUAAUAGAAACGCA